This is a messenger RNA of Ctenopharyngodon idella (grass carp), 5426 nucleotides long. RefSeq names its product sp9 transcription factor (gene sp9). Gene Ontology annotation, biological process: regulation of transcription by RNA polymerase II. The record is from RefSeq and is a predicted model, not a curated record. The transcript is spliced from 2 exons. The coding region runs from base 140 to 1459 and encodes 439 amino acids. Gene Ontology annotation, molecular function: DNA-binding transcription factor activity, RNA polymerase II-specific; RNA polymerase II cis-regulatory region sequence-specific DNA binding. NCBI's taxonomy places the organism in Eukaryota, Metazoa, Chordata, Actinopteri, Cypriniformes, Xenocyprididae.
CAGCCAGCUGUACUUCAAAGCACGCGCUCACUAUACAACUCGAGUAGAGAGAGUAAAGCUUCAGCGCACUGUCCCUCAGUCACACUGGAACACUGAGUCAUUGUUCUCUUCAACUAGCUGUCUAGGAAAGGCCCUGGAUAUGGCUACGUCUAUACUUGGGGAAGAGCCGCGGUUUGGAACUACCCCUUUAGCGAUGCUGGCUGCAACCUGCAACAAAAUUGGCAACACCAGUCCCCUCACGACUCUACCCGACUCCAGUGCGUUUUCCAAAGGCGGAUUUCAUCCCUGGAAAAGAUCCUCGUCGAGCUGCAACUUGGGCUCCAGCCUGCCCGGAUUCACAGUCGCCACAAGCCGAAGCACCUCCGGACUAACGACCACCACCGGCACGGGUAACAGCGCUUUCUGUCUGGCCUCGACCUCGCCAACCUCCUCCGCGUUCUCCGCCGAAUACAGCAGCUUGUUCUCCAACACGGCGAGCGUUUCCUCGCAGGAGUCAGGACAGUCCGCCUUCAUUUCCAAAGUUCACUCCUCGGCAGAGACUCUAUAUCCGCGGGUCGGCAUGGCGCACCCUUAUGAAUCGUGGUACAAGUCCGGCUUUCACUCCACCAUCUCGGGCGAGGUGGCCAACGGCGCGUCCACGUGGUGGGACGUGCACACGAACCCGGGCUCGUGGCUCGAGGUUCAAAACCCGGCCGGCACUUUGCAAAGUUCGCUGCACUCCGGAACCCCACAAGCCAUCCACUCCCAGCUCAGCGGCUACAAUCCGGACUUCUCCAGCCUCACGCACUCGGCGUUCAGCUCCACCGGCAUCAGCCCCACGGCGUCCCACCUCCUGUCGACCAGCCAACACCUGUUGACGCAGGAAGGAUUCAAAACUGUGAUCCCCACUUACACGGACGCGUCGGCCACAAACGCUAUGAUAUCCGGCGCCAGCUCGGGCAUCGGGACCUCGUCCAGGUCGUCCAGGAGAUACUCCGGACGGGCCACAUGCGACUGCCCGAACUGCCAGGAGGCGGAGCGGCUCGGGCCUGCGGGCGCCAGCCUACGGAGGAAAGGACUUCAUAGCUGUCACAUCCCGGGCUGCGGUAAAGUCUACGGGAAAACGUCUCACCUCAAAGCGCAUCUGAGGUGGCACACCGGCGAGAGGCCCUUUGUGUGCAACUGGCUUUUUUGCGGCAAACGUUUCACCAGGUCAGACGAGCUCCAGAGGCACCUGCGCACUCACACGGGCGAGAAGCGAUUUGCUUGCCCGGUGUGCAACAAGCGCUUCAUGCGGAGCGACCACUUGAGCAAACACAUCAAAACACACACCGCUGGAGGUGGAGGCAAAAAGGGCAGCGAUAGCGACACCGACACCAGCAACCUGGAGACCCCCAGGUCUGAGUCCCCCGAACUGAUUUUAGAGGGUGUAAACCCGCGGGUCACGGUCAAAGACCAGUCUCCACACCACGAGUCCUGAGGCAUUUUCCUCCUAGGCGAAUCGAGAAAAAAGGAAACGGGUCUGGAGUAUGUGACAAACUCUCCAUUUCUCAGAAAAGCGAUCGAGACACUGCAUUGGAAAACGCAAAUUCAGUGCGACACUGGCUAUUUCUGCUCCGCACAGACGAACGCCUCAGCUUUCCGGACGAUAAAGUCUUGUCAAGGCUCAGUGUUUUAACGGCGGACAUUUGAUGUGGAAUGAGUGGGCAAAAGAGGGAACUAAAUAACCACGGCCGCCGGUUGAGCUAAUUGUGUACAUAUAUCCACAAAAAUAACAUGUUAUUUUUCCCUGUAAAUGUUACUUAUGAUUGUUUUGUGGUGGAUCCUGAAAUUCAGGGAAUUUUCUUUCCUUUCGACGCACUUUGUGGAUGUCAGUAUGUAUGUUACACAGCUAUUUAAAAUUCAUUUAACCUUUCCUUUACCUUGCUAAAAAAUAUAUAAAUGUUUAAUUGUAUAAAGUCACGCUUAUAAGGCUUUCAUUUUGUAAUUAAAGGGAUUUAAAAUCUAAAGCUUGGGUUGUCUGAUGCAAAUGUUUUCAUCAAAAUUAUCUGAAUCCAACUGAGGCUAUACAAUCGCUCAAAGCCAAAUGCGCAUAAUUAUUACGAAUAUAUAUUUACAUUUUGGGGUAAAAAAAAAAAAAAUAAUAAUAAUAAUAAUAAUGCAGACUAAACAUCGGUAUUUUUUCCCAUUGGGGUAAAUCAAUAGUUAAUGCCCCGGAAAGGCAUUUUUGUCCAAAUGAAAAUCUUGUUAAAUAGUAUUAAUUAUGACUUGGAGCACAUCGCAGCCCCAUGUGUCUUGUAUUGGCGAUUAGGGAUUCGUGUCUUAUCAAAUAUCUAAUUACUCUCCGAGACAUCAUUUGUUCAGCAGCUCUUUAUCGCACAUUUUCCGAGGGGAUUCAGUGACAAAGGGCCUCUGAAUAUUUAUUUGAAUUGCUCAAAUUAACUGCUUAAAUUUGCAUGUCAAACGGAAAAUGUCCAUCCGAGAGAGGGCUGAAGGCAUAAAGCAUCGUUUAGCUUUUAUAAAACGCUACACUUGAUUUGGUGUUAUGAGAACAGUUUUCCCCCCUUCUUUCUUUCUUUUUUUUUUUCUUGCCUUUUCUGGAUGCCACUUUUGAAAGGGGAAAUUGGGAGAGGCCUUAUGCAAAUGUUGAAUUUAAAAUGCUCUCGCAGUCAAAUGGUCUCUGGCUGUUAUUUGAAUAUCAGUGGCCCUGUACUGAAAAGGUUCAAGGAUGCUCUCUGACUUCUUUGUGUUUAUCCAGUGCAGCGUCCGAUCCCACAAAACCCGGCGGAAUAAUUACAGCUCGAGCCCUGCCUGGGAACUCGUUAGGGAACUGCAAACGCUUUCUGUGCUACAAGGUAAAUUGACCAGAAGGCAAUAGACUAAAAUUAUUUUCAUUUCCUUUUGUGUGCUGGUUGCCGCAGUAGCCUAUUCAGGAAAAAAAAAAAAAAAUACACAAAUAGAAAAUGGUCCAUUAUCAUUUAAUGACCUCAUGAAAAACUGAUAACAUUUUGCAAAUAACGAAUAAAAAAAAUAUGGAUAGUUUAUAGCUAAAUCAUUAAACUGUGGUCAAAUAUCUAGGGUUUAAAAAUAGCUAGAUAAAUACAACAAAAAUGCAAUUUCCGUCUUACAACAAUUUAGGCGAUGUUUUCUCCGGCGUGCAGAACACAAUUCUCAGUCUUUUAAAAGUUAAUGUAGGAUGCGACGAUUUUAUUGCACACAAUUCAAAAUUUGUGUUACGGAAAUGAGCGCUAUUUGGGCGUGAAGGUAUUCACGAGCACGCUUUACAAUUAUAUGGUUCUAUUAAGGUUUACAAACGGGAGCUUAUACAUGGACAAGAUCUAAGUGCUUUUCAGUCUUUUGGAAGGGAAUGAUGCGCCUGGGGUUGCGGACAGUAGCGCUGUCACUCACGGCCUUUUGUUCGCGUUUUUCUGGAAUGCCCUCUGACUGCGCGCGAGGCAGAAGUCAGCUUUGUUUGCGCGCGGUAAUAAAAGAGUGAUCAAAGAGGAGCGCCGCUCCGGCCGCAGCGCGGGAAACUCAGCCGUGACGGUGAUGCGAGUUUCCCGCGCAACCUCCUCUUUCAUCUCCCUUUUGGUUAGAAAAAUGUCCAUCAAGCGCAGAUCAUGUUUACAAAUUAAAUGAUUAUAAAUUAUUAUAUAUCAAUGAUUCACUUUAGCGAAUGCUAAUGUUUUACUGUCACAUUUAGUGUUCACAUGUUUUCCAGUGAAAAGCAGAAACUAAAGUAGUCAGUGUUUAUAUUCCCUUAAUAAAAAAUAAUUUAAUUGCAAUUGAAUCGAAUUUUGAUACCUCAGAGCCACACUUGAUGAAGUGAGGGUUUGUUAUUUCGCGCGAGUUGGUUAAUGACUAUGUGCUCGAUUAAUGUGAUGUAUUUCAGGCAUUAAAAAUCAUGUUGGUCAUACGUGUAUAAAGUAAUGUAACACUGUAAAUUUUAGAUGCCAGUUUUCUCAUGUAUUUUCAGUUUUGAACGCCACCACUUCUACAUGAGGAAUAGAAGCGUUGGAUUUUGUAUUCGGUUAUAUUUAACUAUCAGUUGCCAAUUUGAGAGUCGUUAAACAUGGCUAAUUCGUUUUGUAGCCAAACACAAUAAAAAUAAUAAAUAAGUAAUCCUGAAUUUAUAACAAUCACAACUACCAAAACAGAAGUCCACAAUAAGUGGAAAACUACAAAUCCCUUUUAACUAACUAAUUUCAGUGUUCUAUGAGGUUGAAGAGUUGUAACUGGUAUCAAGUUGUGUAAGACAUUCAUAACACCUGUAUCUUUACAAACGGAUUUAAGAUAAAGAAGGAGCUACAAAAACCAUAAAUCAUAGUUUAAUGAACAAACUGCAAAACAAAUCAUUCAAGGUAUUAUGUGUGGAAUAUACACCCCUUCAAGGAGUCAAACAAACAUUACAUUUGAGGAGGGCUAAAGCUUAGAGAAAAGAGAACAUGUGUAGAAGCAGGACUACAGCAAACAUAUUGAAAACACUGAAAGAAUUGAAAGAAUGAGUCAAACGUCCUUUUAAUUCUAGGUCUAUAACAGGUUCAGUUUCUACAUUCUCAUGGCGCCCUCUUCUGGAGAAAUCCCCAGUGCUGCCCGUCAAUGGAAAACCAUUGGGAAAGCAAACAAUUUACCCAAAACAUUUGAGAUUCUGUCAUCAUUUAGUACCCCUCAUGUCGGUCCAAACUCUAAAGACUCAAACAGAAAAGGAAAUUAAAAAUAUAUCUAUAUUUAAACAUCUCAUUUCGUUACAACAGCAGUUCAGUGACGUCUAUCAAGUUACGAAAAUGAAAAAAGAAUAAAAGCACUAUAGUCCUCUGAAUGUCAUAACUUUGUGACAGACUAACUUUAAAGUCAUCUCUCACUAAAAAAUCCUGCCCUUCGCUAAAGCUCUUGAUACCAAAUAUGACCAAGUGUCAUUGGUUCUCAGGUGACCAAGAGAACUUCAACUAAAAGGGAAUGUUUACAAAAAUAAUGACUUGAAUUUCACUUUUCUGUCACACAAAAAAUAACUUUAAAAGAUGUGUAAUACAGCACAAGAGCCACAUGGACCUCUAUUAAAGGGAUAGUUCACCCAACAAUGAAAAUUCUGUCAUCAUUUACUCACCCUCAAGUUGUUCCAAACCUGUAUGAGUUUCUUUCUUCUGCUGAACACAGAAGAAGAUAUUUUGAAGAAUGUUGUUAACCAGACAGUUGAUGGUAGACAUAGUAUUUUUUUUCUUCCUACUAUGGAAAUCAAUGGCUACAUCAACUGUUUGAUUACCAACUUUCUUCAAAAUAUCUUCUUUUGUGUUCAACAGAAGAAAGAAACUCAUAUGGGUUUGGAACAACAUGAGGGUGAGUAAAUGAUGACAAACUUUUCAUUUUUUGGUGAACUAUCCCUUUAAGGUGCUGCUUUGUCAUUUUGGAGCUAUUAAGGUAUAAUAUACAAAAAAAAAAAAAAAAAAGAA